Vigna radiata var. radiata (mung bean) is the source of this 1697-nucleotide messenger RNA. Its product is annotated as protein UPSTREAM OF FLC. Bases 235 to 1452 code for a protein of 405 amino acids. The transcript is spliced from 6 exons. NCBI's taxonomy places the organism in Eukaryota, Viridiplantae, Streptophyta, Magnoliopsida, Fabales, Fabaceae. The record is from RefSeq and is a predicted model, not a curated record.
UUCUUGUUAAUAAUUAUGAACACAAAAAUUCGAAAAGCAUCCGUGCGAGACCAAAAUUCUUCUUGCUUUCUCCCAAAAAUUGCAUGCAAAGCUGUGCAAAGAGCAGACUGCAGUAACUGCGUUUCAACGGCUGCAAGAGUUGAAAAAAAGAGUGAAGAAAGGAGAGAGUAUUCUGGGGCCUGCUGGGUACCUUCAUUCCUCCGCUAGCCACCCUUAUCAAAAGCAACUUGGAGCAUGGAUGUUAAUAUUAACGUUCGUUCACAAAGAGGUGGCAACAGAGAGACCAGCCCAGACCGUGCCAAAAUAUGCAGGUUGAAGCAUAAAGUGAAACCAUCCAGAAAAGUUCAAGUCGUGUACUACCUCUCCCGAAACGGCCUUUUGGAGCACCCCCAUUUCAUGGAGGUCACCCUUUUGCCUAAUCAACCUCUCCGUUUAAAAGAUGUCUUCGAUCGGCUCAUGGCUCUCCGUGGGAGUGGCAUGCCUUUGCAAUAUUCAUGGUCUAGUAAAAGAAACUACAAGAGCGGUUAUGUGUGGUACGACUUGGCUCUGAAGGAUAUAAUACAUCCCGCAGAAGGAGGCGAAUAUGUGCUCAAAGGAUCUGAGCUCGUCGAAGGAUGCUCUGAGAGGUUCAACGUGAGCAACAAACAGGGAAUUCAUCAGCAGGGAGAGGGAACCUACAGCUAUAGUUACGAUUCAAAGAGCAAGGCGUUGGGUGUGUGCAACAAGCCGCAGCAGAAGGAGCGUGAGGAGUACGAGGAUUACGAGGAGGGAGAGAAAACAAGCUACACGAGUUCCACCACUACCCCACACUCGCGUUGCUCCAGAGGCGUGUCAACGGAGGAACUGGUUUACGAAGAGGAGAAUAACAACGGGAACACAACGAAGGUAGGUGUUGGUGCGAAAACAAGGAACGAAAAUGAUAAAAGUCUUGCAGGCGGUGAGGGUGACGCGCGGAGUGAGAAGGUGAAGCGGAGGGAAGAUGUGGACGGGUCUGUAUCUAGCCGUUACUCCGUUCUGCUGCAACUGAUAGCGUGUGGGAGCGCGGGGACGGAGUUGAAAGGGAAGCAGGGGCCGCGGCUGAGCGAUGUGGGGACCAAAGAGAGGGAAAGGGAGAAGAAGAGUUUGUUUUGGGAAGAGGGUGAUAGUGAGAUAGUGAAUUGCGUGUCGGAGAAUCCGAGGAUGUUGGGGAAUUUGCAGGCAGAAGAGAAGGAGUAUUUCAGUGGGAGCUUGGUAGAGUCAAUGAAAGCGAACAGAGUAGCUUUCCAGGAAGAACCUGUGCUGAAGAAGUCCAAUUCCUACAAUGAAGAAAGGAGAAGUAGGCUUGGAAUGGAGGAAGUGAAGGCGAAGGUGGUGGCGGAAGAGGAGGAGAAGAGGGUGGUGAAGGGAGGAGGAGUGAAAGAGAAAUGCAUCCCUCUGAUGAAAUCUCCGAAACAGAAUAGUGGUAGGAAAUGAAUCUAUAUUGUUAAGUAGAGAUUAAGGGCUGAUUGCCUGCAUCAUUAAUUUGUUUUCAGUUUUUAAUUCCCUCUGCUACCAACUGUUGCUGCAACACAUAAAAUAAUAAUGUCGUAGAAAGUAGAAACCAUAAACACGUUGGUCUUUCACCUCGUAUCACCCACACCAUCACCCUGACAUCAACUUUUAUGCUUUCUUCGAUAAGGAAAGGGAAAGAAAUCCAGCUUUUAUUAUUUAUAUAUAGA